AUGGCGGACAAAGAAGCAACAGUCUAUAUCGUCGACCUGGGGAGGUCCAUGGGGAAGCGAUACCAUGACCGAGAAGUGACGGAUCUCGAAUGGGCCAUGCAAUAUGUCUGGGACCGGAUUACUGGGACGGUGGCCACUGGACGUAAGACAGCCGGAAUUGGCGUGAUCGGGCUCCGGACCGACGACACUUCGAACGAUCUGGAGGAUGAUGCCGACUUUGCAAACAUCUCGGUGUUUUCGGGCAUCAAACAGUUCCUGAUGCCUGAUAUUCGAGAGUUGAGUGAGAAGAUCGUCCCAAGUCAAACCAACAAGGGUGACGCCAUAUCCGCCAUCGUGCUCGCGAUCCAGAUGAUCAUCAUACAUUGCAAGAAACUCAAGUACAAACGCAGAAUCGUCCUGGUCACCGACGGCAAAGGACCGAUGAAUACGGAUAGUCUCAGUGAGAUUACAAAAAAAAUCAAAGAGGACAAUAUCGAACUCAUCAUCUUGGGCCCUGACUUCGAUGAUCCGGACUACGGGGUAAAGGAAGAAGACAAAGAUCCGCAAAAGGCAGAGAAUGAAGCGAUCCUGCGAAGUCUAGCCGAAGACUGCGACGGAGCCUACGGAACGCUCGAGCAGGCCGUGGCGGAGCUGCAGAUCCCCCGAGUCAAAAGCGUCCGAGUAACAGCAACCUUCAAAGGAUUCCUGCAGCUCGGGAAUCCCGAGGAAUACGACACUGCGCUCCGCAUCCCCGUCGAGCGAUACUUCCGCACACACGCCGCAAAGCCUCCAUCGGCAAGUCAAUUCGUUCUUCGCUCCGACCUCGCCGCUUCCCAGGAACAACCCGAAUCCUCUGCCACCGCGGCCGCUGCGGCACAGGAGUCUCAGCCAAUGGAUGGAAAUUCUCUGACGAAUGUCCGGAACCUCCGAGCGUAUCAGGUAUCCGACGAGGAAGCUCCUGGUGGAAAGCGAGACGUGGAGCUAGGAGAUCUCGCCAAGGGCUAUGAAUACGGCCGAACGGCCGUGCAUAUCAGCGAGACCGACCUCAACAUCACGACCCUCGAAACAUUUGCAGCGCUGGAGCUGUUAGGCUUCAUUCAGAGCGGUCGUUAUGACCGGUACAUGCACAUGUCGACGACGAACAUCAUCAUCGCGCAGCGCGCGAACGACAAAGCCGCGCUGGCGCUGUCCUCGUUCAUCCACGCGCUGUUCGAGCUGGAAUGUUACGCCGUGGCGCGCCUGGUCGUCAAGGAGAACAAGCCGCCGAUCGUCGUCCUGCUGGCCCCGUCCAUCGAGCCCGACUACGAAUGUCUCCUGGAGGCGCAGCUGCCCUUUGCCGAGGACGUCCGGACGUAUCGCUUCCCGCCUCUCGACAAGGUCCUGACCGUGUCCGGCAAAGUGGUCACCCAGCAUCGCAAUCUACCCAACGAGGACUUGAUGGAUGCGAUGGAGAAAUACGUGCUGGGCAUGGAGCUGAACGAUACGGAUGAAAACGGAGAACCAAUCGACACACUCCCGCUCGAGGAUUCAUUCUCUCCGGUCUUACACCGCACCGACGCAGCAAUCCGUUUCCGAGCCAUCCACCCCGACAAGCCCAUCCCUCCGCCGUCAGAAACUCUAACAAGUUUCUCUCACCCGCCCCAAGACCUGAUCGAGAAAUCCCAGCCACAGCUAGAGAAACUCAUUGCCGUCGCCGACGUGAAGAAAGUCCCCCCCAAAGCCAAAGGCCGCAAACGCACCCGCGAGACCGAAAAACCGCUCUCAGGGCUGGACGUCGACGCCCUGCUCCACCAGGAGAAGCGGAGCAAGAUCUCGCCGAACAACGCGAUCCCGGAAUUCAAGCAGGCGGUGGCGCAGGCCGAGAACAUCGAGACGAUCCGGGAGGCCGUGCGGCAGAUGAGCGCGAUCCUCGAGGAUCAGAUCCGCCACAGCUUGGGGGACGCCAACUACGACCGGGUCACGGAGGGGCUGGGCACGAUGCGCGAGGAGCUGCUGGCCUACGAGGAGCCGGCGCUGUACAACGAGUUCCUGCGGCAGCUGAAGGAGAAGGUCCUGCGGGAGCGGCUGGGCGGGGACCGGCGGGAGCUGUGGUGGUUGAUCCGGAGGAGUCGGCUGGGUCUGAUUGACCGGCUGCAGUCGGAUCAGUCGGAGGUGACGGAGGAGGAGGCCAAGGCGUUUAUGUCUGCCAGUGCUGCUGCCAAUUAG
Aspergillus brunneoviolaceus CBS 621.78 is the source of this 2184-nucleotide messenger RNA. Its product is annotated as ATP-dependent DNA helicase 2 subunit KU80. Gene Ontology annotation, molecular function: double-stranded DNA binding; damaged DNA binding; telomeric repeat DNA binding. The coding region runs from base 1 to 2184 and encodes 727 amino acids. Gene Ontology annotation, biological process: cellular response to gamma radiation; telomere maintenance; cellular response to X-ray. The transcript has 10 exons. NCBI's taxonomy places the organism in Eukaryota, Fungi, Ascomycota, Eurotiomycetes, Eurotiales, Aspergillaceae. Gene Ontology annotation, cellular component: nucleus; Ku70:Ku80 complex. The record is from RefSeq and is a predicted model, not a curated record.